AUGGGCGAAUACAUCAAUCCAAAACAGCAGUACGGACAGCAGCUGCUAGUUAAUGUCGUUGACGAGUAUGCGGCCUGCGAUCCCCAACGAGUUUUCAUCCAUCAGCCUUUUUCUAGCAACCUCGAAGAUGGCUAUCGUCCUGUCACGUUCAGGGAUGUCUCCAAUGCAGUGAACUACCUUGCUCAUGAGUUACUUGAACAGGCUCAAAAAAAUAUCAAUCAGAAGGACAACUUUCCUACGGUAGCUUACAUCGGACCAAGCGAUGUGCGAUACAUAAUUGUCAUGCUGGCCUGCAUAAAAGCUCAGCAUAGAGCCCUGUUUAUUUCGCCUCGCAAUAGUCUCGAGGCUCAACUUUCGUUGUUCAAAGCCACAAAAUGCACCCAGAUUAUGUAUGAUGCGUCGAUGCAAUCUACCAUAGAGCCAUGGCUUCAGUUAUACCCCAUGUCAGCGACGGUAGCUCCCGAUUUGAGCUUUUGGAUCCAAUCAACUGCUACUCAUGUACCGUACAGCACGCCGUUUGAAGAAGCAAGAUGGCAUCCUAUGGUUGUUAUGCAUACGAGUGGUUCUACAGGCAUUCCAAAGCCUAUUGUUGUUCGCCAAGGAAGUCUCGCGAUUGCCGAUGGCCUUCGAGACGCACCAUAUCUGAACGGUUCACCCUCGAUAUGGAGCUACUGGGCUGCCAAUAGCUCGAAGAUAUUUUUACCAAUGCCUGCAUUUCACAUGGCUGGAAUUGCUUGUAUGGCAAUUUUUGGAAUCUAUUAUGGCAUUCCAAUAGUUCUAGGGGUACCGAAUCGUCCUCUGAGUGCAGAUUUAGUGGGUGAAUGCCUGGUCCGCUCAGAAUCCGAUUCCGCAUUACUGCCUCCCUCAAUUAUCGAGGAUAUGAGUUCGAAUGACGAAAAUGUUAAGCUUUUAGCUAAUCUCAAGCUCACAGCCUUCGGGGGAGGCAACCUUUCCCCUUUAGUGGGAGAUGAACUCGUUAGAAGAGGCGUAAAGCUCGUCAACAUUAUAUCUUCGACUGAGGUUGUACCUUAUCUGCUCCACCAUCAGCCUGAUCCCAAAUCAUGGCAAUGGAUCGUUAUUAAUUCUGAAGAAAUGGGUGCCAAAUUCCGUUUGAUAUCCGAUGAUGACGUUUACGAGAUGUUCAUUUGCCGUGAGCAUCUUGGGGAGCCAUUGGGAAAAGCUCUCUUUUACACCUUUCCUGACAAAACCGAAUGGUCAACAGGUGACAUGUAUAAGAAGCAUCCAACAAAGCCACACCAUUGGCUCUACCACGGCCGUACGGAUAACGUUAUAGUUUUCUCUACCGGCGAGAAACUAAAUCCUGUUACUAUUGAGGCCGCUGUUGUGGGUCACCCUGCUGUUAAGGCCGCCCUUGUAGUAGGGCAGCAAAGGUUCCAGCCUGCUUUGAUCUUGGAGCCGUAUGAACCUCCAAAAGAUGAAGCAGCAGCAGAAUCUCUCAUUGCAAGUGUAUGGAGUAUUGUUGAAGAGGUGAACAAAGUUACUGUGGCUCACGGAAAAAUUACCCGCGAUAUGAUUGCUAUCUCGGAUGCUGCCAUGCCAUUUGCAUUAUCGCCCAAAGGCACGAUGCAACGGAUGGCAACUGUGAAGUUGUACAAAGACUUCAUCGAUAGAUUGUAUGCGCAAACAGACGAGGCGAUACAAAUGGAAGACACAAGUGCAACACUGGAUAUUUCUAACCCAGAUUCUUUAACUCAGUCUAUAGUGGAUAUUGUUAGAUCCAUGAUUGGUAUAUUCGAAGUUGAAUCCGACUCUGAUCUCUUCAGCAUCGGCAUGGAUUCAAUGCAAGUUCUCACUCUGUCAAAAAUUCUCCGCUCGGCCUUGGAAUCCGCUGGUGUCAAGACAUGCAAGGAUACAAUUGCCGCUAGGACCAUCUACGCAAACCCAACAUUAAGAGGGCUAGCCCAGCAUUUAUUCUCGACGGCCAUCAGUGGCCACAGUCAAGACAUUAUGCCUACAAAGGAGAUUAACGCAAUGGCUGAAAUCAUUUCAAAGUACAAUGCAGACCUACCGCCUCCAAAUAUGAACCAGUUGUUUCCUUUGGAUGAAGAGCAAACGAUUAUUGUUACAGGCACCACAGGAUCUCUUGGUGCCUAUGUACUUGACCGUUUGAUUAAGAAUCAUCGGGUGGCUAAGGUUAUUGCCUUCAACCGCGGCCAAGACGGGGGACGCUCUCGUCAACCAGCCUAUAGCGCCGCUAGAGGACUAAGCACAAACUUCUCCAAAGUCGAAUUCCUCGGCGUCGAUCUGUCUAAACCAUACUUCCACCUCGCUGAAGCCAAGUAUAUGGAUAUCCUAGCUUCAGCAGAUCGCAUCAUACACAAUGCAUGGCCAGUUAACUUCAAUAUCAGCGUCAACUCAUUUGAGCCUUACAUUUUUGGAGUUCGCCAACUAGUUGAGUUCUCUAAUAAGGCAGCCAAAAAAGUUCCAAUCAUUUUCAUAUCGAGUGUCGGUACUGUCAGUGGGUGGACGAAUCCGGCUCCCAUUCCCGAGCAUCGUCUCGAUGAUAUGACAUUGCCGAAGAUGGGUUAUGGUCAAUCAAAAUUUGCUGCAAGCUCUAUUUUAGACGCCGCUGUUGAGCAAUCGGGCGUCCCCGCCGCCAUAAUUCGGGUCGGCCAAAUCGCCGGGCCGCGAACGAAAGAAGGCAGCUGGAAUCCCCAAGAAUUCAUACCAAGUCUCAUCGCCAGCUCAGUUCACUUGGGUAUGCUCCCAACCAGCCUAGGUCCUCUGGACAUUGUGGAAUGGACGCCAGUGGAAGACAUUGCUGGAUUGGUUUUAGAUGUCGCUGGAAUCAACAAUAAGAUUGCUCUGUCAAACAUCUCAGGAUACUUUCAUGGAGUUAACCCGUCGGCUACGAGCUGGGCUGAAAUAGCUAGAAUCCUCAAAGAGUACUAUGGAGAAAGAAUCAAGGCUCUCGUUCCUUUGGAUGAGUGGAUUCAUGCUCUUGAAACCAGCGCCACCGAUGCAACAUCAGAGGGAGCGGAGAAAAACCCCGGGAUCAAACUCAUUGAUACAUAUAAGGGGAUAGAUGAACAAAGAAGAGCAGGUACUGGCCACGCUUAUUUUGAUGUCAAGAGGACUGUGGCGCACAGCCAAACCAUGAAGAACCUUGGGCCGAUUGAUGAGGCAUUGAUGAAAAAUUGGUGUGAUCAGUGGGAUUAUUAA
Molecule: messenger RNA, 3183 nt
Organism: Trichoderma virens Gv29-8
Lineage: Eukaryota; Fungi; Ascomycota; Sordariomycetes; Hypocreales; Hypocreaceae
Exons: 3
Coding region: 1-3183 (1060 amino acids)
Source: RefSeq, a predicted model, not a curated record